Strongylus vulgaris is the source of this 696-nucleotide messenger RNA. The record is from the annotation of a GenBank genome assembly. NCBI's taxonomy places the organism in Eukaryota, Metazoa, Nematoda, Chromadorea, Rhabditida, Strongylidae.
AUGUACCAAAAAGCAAAAGUCCAAAGUUCAGCUUCAGAGUACGGUAGCACUACUGCAUUCAGUCAGGAUACUGUAGGUACGAUAAUCCAGCCCAAAGAACAAAGUGAAGCAGUUGAGGCAAUCCGUCAGAGAUACCAUCUCAUUCAAAUGGCCUUCUCAACCAAAGCAACAAAGGAAGAACAAACUCAAUUGGAGAAGAUUCUAGAACGUCAUCAAGAAGAAGAAGGCAUCAAAAAGGUUUUGGAAGCUUUGCGAACGGAACAAUUACAUUUCAGCAGCUUUACUACAAGAACUUUGACCAAAGCUGUGGAGAAUGCGUUGGAGAAGAUGCCCGAGCAAGAAGGACAAGAACAAGUUGUAGCCGAAGCUGUGAGAACCGUGAUGAGCUUGGCUAUUCGUGAAGCUGUUAACGAAAAUGCAUUUGCUAUGAUAAAGAGCUGCGAGAAGGCAUCAGAAGCGACUUUGCUGAUGACGUUGGCUUCUGUGGAGUCGUUGAUGGGUAACGUCAUAGCGCCAUUGGAAGAAGAAACCCACAUGCAAACGGACAUCGAGUGCACAUCGAUAGAAGCUGUUUCGAAAACACUGCCGGAGAAGUCAAAGGCUUUCUGGGGACAAAACUUCAAAGCAGAAGAAGAAAAAUUGACUGCAGAUUUGGGAAGAAGCGCUCAAGAAGGGAGAAUUGAAGAUGAUCGGUGA